Molecule: messenger RNA, 885 nt
Organism: Rodentolepis nana
Lineage: Eukaryota; Metazoa; Platyhelminthes; Cestoda; Cyclophyllidea; Hymenolepididae
Source: the annotation of a GenBank genome assembly
AUGAAAAAUUCAUUACACGUCACAGAGUUGUCUCUUUACGAUAUUGCCAAUGUUGCUGGAGUUGCUGCGGAUUUAAACCACAUUGAGACCCAUCCGAAAGUUAUCGGUUACACCGGGCAAGAAAAUCUAAGCACUGCUUUAGUUGGCGCUAAAGUGGUUCUUAUUGCUGCCGGCGUAUCACGGAGACCGGGCAUGAGUCGUGAUGAUCUUUUUGACAAAAAUGCACCUAUUGUUGCUGAUCUUGUCAGAGCUUGUGGAAAAUCUUGUCCAGAGGCUAUGAUUUGCUUAAUCACAAACCCAAUUAACAGUACAGUCCCAAUUGCUGCUGAAAUUCUCAAAAAGGAGGAGGCUUACAAUCCCAAACGGCUCUUCGGUAUUACUACAUUGGAUAUAAUUCGAACGAAUACAUUCAUCGCUCAAGCGAAGGACUUGGAUGUCUCAAAAGUUUCCUGUCCAGUUGUCGGUGGUCACUCUGGUAGCACAAUCGUUCCUAUCUUCUCUCAAUGCAAUCCCGCAGUCGCACUUCCACGUAGAGUGUUGGAGGAAUUGGUGGCUCGCAUACAAAAUGCCGGAACAGAUGUGGUGAAUUUGAAAGCUGGGGAGGGCUCAUCAACUUUGGCAAUGGCUUAUGCUGGUGCCCGCUUUGCCAAUUCUCUUCUGCACGCUAUGAAAAGUCGUGCCGAGAUAGUGGAGUGUGCCUUCGUUGAGAGCGAAGUGGCUGAGACCGAUUUCUUUGCUUCUCCUGUACUACUUGGACCCAAUGGAGUCGAAAAGGUCUUUGGCACUGGUAAUGUUAACAAAUAUGAGACUGAACUACUGAAGAACGCCAUCCCAGAAUUGAAGAAGAAUAUCCAAAGAGGAAAAGAUUUUGCUGCUACAUACUAG